Messenger RNA from Rhizophagus irregularis DAOM 181602=DAOM 197198, 654 nucleotides. Lineage: Eukaryota; Fungi; Glomeromycota; Glomeromycetes; Glomerales; Glomeraceae. The record is from RefSeq and is a predicted model, not a curated record.
AUGUCUAAGUCUCAGUUUCCUCGGUCUCUGUUCCCUCAAUUUACGGAAGAAGAACUACAAAAAGCAAGUAAAAUUAGCCACUCUUCUGUAAAUUGGACUGAGUAUAAUAAGUGGGUUAAGGCUGGAGAACCAUUUAAAGAACACGACGAAUUAAUGUCUAUGAAUCAGAAACUUAAAAAUGGAUCAACUCAAAGAAGAUUAGCUGAACCCGUAAACAAAGAAAUGGAAUUAGUUCUAACAAGAAUGACGGGAAGGCGAAUCAAAAAGCCCAAACCACCACUUGUGAUGAAAGUAAAUAUUGUUGUAAAAGCUCUGGAUUCAAUCAAAUUUCCAACAUUAGCAAUAUACAUGAAUCAGAUACUUCAGGAUCUACAAAAAGACGGUAUUCUUAAUGAUGUAAUUGGUCUUGAGCAAGUUAGGGAAUUUAAAUAUGAUAAAAAAAGUGAUGAGAUGAAACUAGUUAGGCCAAAUAUUGGCUUUUAUAAUGUAGUACCAAAAGAAUCCUAUAUUUACACUUUGACCUUAACAAAUAAUCACUUUUUAAUGUUAAGACACUUAGAGGAAAGGUGGUUUAGAUGUCUUGCUUAUCUUAUUAACCAUGAUUCCUAUUUGGAAUUUCUUAAUAUAUUCUUUACAAAUAAGACAACACCAUAA